Molecule: messenger RNA, 1208 nt
Organism: Galendromus occidentalis (western predatory mite)
Lineage: Eukaryota; Metazoa; Arthropoda; Arachnida; Mesostigmata; Phytoseiidae
Product: ELL-associated factor 2
Exons: 12
Coding region: 169-1200 (343 amino acids)
Biological process (GO): transcription elongation by RNA polymerase II
Cellular component (GO): super elongation complex
Molecular function (GO): transcription elongation factor activity
Source: RefSeq, a predicted model, not a curated record
GGAUACCUUCUCCCGACCGAAAAUAAGGCAGGAACGACGACGACCAUAUGUUCCAGUGCUGGCUUCUCGCGUCGGAAUAAUCCGAACCUUCUCUAGGAUAGUGCGUCCCGGUGUCGGAACCUGACUGUUGUGGCCUGGGUCCGCACGGAGAGACUCGAACGAAUCAGAAUGAACAACAUCAGCAUUGGUGAUAAGCUCGGUCUCACCGGAAAGGCGGUGGAGCUGAAAUUGGGCAAGAGCUUCGACAGUUCUGCGAGCCAGAACACUCCGGGAUUCCACACCUUCAGAUACGACUUCAAACCUGCCUCUGUGGACGCCUCGCAAGGCGCCCGCGUUGACGUUGAACAACGCAAUCAGAUUUCAGUGACCGUACCUCAUCAUGAUUCAACGAGCUCGACAACUUUCCGAGGAAGUCAACGACAGUAUCAGAAAGAAUGCGUGUUGAUAAUCGAUCAGAGGACUGGACAGCUCACAUUGGAGAGGCUCAGCUGCAAUGUACAACUCAAGAAGACGAGAGCGGAAGGAUCCUCCAAAGUGUCGCUUGGGCCUCCUGGAAGACCUCUCACACCCAGCGUAGUUAAUCACGGAGCUCAAGGAGUGAAUCAAGAUUUGGAGAGUGCGCCGAACCCGGCUCCUCGGAUGAAGAGGCCAUCUCCUCCAAUGCCUCACCAGAGAACGCACACACCGAAUGCUGUCAAGCAAAGGAUCAGUCCUGUUGGAGCGCCGAGACAGCCUGUUGCAAAACCCGUGCUACAACCCAUGCGGCCCCAACAAGCGGCAUUGGCUGCGAACUCCAUGCCUAUGCUACUGGAUGAUUCGGGCAGGUUUGAUGACACCGGCUUGAACCUGCAACACGUAACACUUCAAGCAGCAAAUGCCACAUCUUCCAUUGUACAAAAUGCUCAUGGCUCGAAGAACCUGGCUCCUUCUAUGCCCACUUUCGAUUCGAAUACCGAUGUGAUAGAAAUGUCCGAAGGCUCUUCGUCCUCCUCCUCGGACUCCGAUUCAUCUUCGGAUGGCUCAGACUCGGAGAGCGAAGAGGACACCCAGAGGAAGAAAGGCCCUGUGCCCCCGCAAGCGCCGCACAUGCCGCCUGCAUCUGAUUUCGCACCAACACCGACGAACAGACAGUCCAUGCCGAAAUUAAGCCAAUUGAGUGAAGAUCUCCAGUUAAGCGAAUCGGGAAGCGAUUCCGACUGAGGAACAUU